Messenger RNA from Paraglomus occultum, 912 nucleotides. The record is from the annotation of a GenBank genome assembly. Lineage: Eukaryota; Fungi; Glomeromycota; Glomeromycetes; Paraglomerales; Paraglomeraceae.
AUGGUACGAGGACAUUAUCGAGUGCUUGAAUUCGUUUCUCUGGCGCUUUCCUCUUGUCUGUCAUAUGGUAACAAAUAUGUGAUCAAAUUUGAGGCCAGAACCAACGAGCUGGGUUCAAGGCAUACUGAUCAUGGCAGUGCAAAUGGAGACACUGACCCGCGAGUAGAUAGAACUCACAAAAAUUCCGUUGAGCAAAAGGAAAAAAAGGACGACAAGGAUCAGAAGGAGCAGAAGGAGGUACCGUCUGUUCCGUCUUCUUCAUCAUCACCAAAGACUAGUAACAAUGGUCGUCGACGACUAGCUGACAACGAUACAGUUACUUUAAAGGAUCUUCUGAAGAAUGAAAAGAUUGGUGAUAAGAAGUGGAUCGUUGAAUACUCUGAUGACGACUUUGAUAAGCUCAGGCCGGCCAAAAAAGCCGAGUCAUCGAAAUCUAAUUCGGAUAAACAAUCGCACGAGGACAGUUUGAUAAACGAGGUGAAACGAAUAUUUGCCCAGUCUGAAGCACAGUCCAGGACGAUUUCGGAUGAUAUCAAAGAUAUCACUCGAUUCGAAAUACGACAUGAUUUGAGCAAACAGCAACUGUUUGUUGUACUAAUUCGGAGCUUAUAUGAAGAUGCGACUUGGGAAAAAGUAAACAAAGACUUGGUUAAGAGAGAGAAGCUGUUCAAGAAAUUUGUCGAUUCGAGUCAGGAUCAAAUAGCUUUCCUUCGCUCAUGGGAGAAGUUUUUACUGCAACAUAAUCGACCUCUGGCAGCUAUGUUAUUUAAAAUGUUCUAUGAUCGUGAUUACGUCGAAGAAGAUUCCGUUUUGGAUUGGUAUGGACAGAGUAACGAGUCAAACGAAGUUAGGAAGAAAUGUGAGAUUUUUGUCAAUUGGUUAAAGAAUGCCGAGGAAGAGGAGUCCGACUAG